AUGACAGAAGACUACGACCAGACAAUGGACCCAGCAGCUCACAAUCCCUCCGCUGAGCUCCAGGAGGACAUGAUUUACGCGGUGGAGUUUCUUUGUCAAGAGUGGUUUGCGCUGCCUUUCAAGGAAUACCAAGAGGAGUUAGCUCGCCGGUUGCAGAGAAUGAUUUCCGGCCUCCCUUGGUUAUUCGGCUCGCUACACCCACUCAUUCAGGACUUCCUCGUUACCACCGUACAUGUCCGCCCUGAGCAGCCACUCCUGUAUGAAGAGCCGGAGGAUUUUCAGCUGAGUCCGCUGGAGGAUUCGCAGGCCGACUCGUCCCCUUCCUCUUCCAGGAGAAAGCGGCGUUCACGCCGCCAUCGCUCCACAGCAGCUGAGCAGACAACUUUCGUGAGUGAAAAUGACUGUGUACCACAUUCUGAUUCAAAACCUUCUGCCAUUUCAUCCACAGUUAGUCAUGCUGCUCCUAUGAACACUUUAGUUUUUCAACCAGCUCCCCUGGACAUAAGCAAACCUGCCCUUGUAUCUGAGACUCCCUAUGUAUCACCAGUUUCUCAGCCUAUGACCUUUUCUGUGUCUCAGCCAGUACAGGUAAAUGGCAGCAACGUGCCGUCUACCAUAGGUAAAUUGGCUAAAAAACUUGGACUUGAUGCCACUGAGCUAAUGAGUCAAGUUGAACUUUGUGUUCCACAGCCAGCCAUGUUCAAACACACUCACCAUGUUUUAGAGUCAGACCAAGUUCAACCUGCAUCUCAAGUGACUGUUUUGGGUGUGGCUUCACCCCUGGACUUUACUGCUCACCAGUCAGCUUGUUCUGAAACUGCCUUUGCAAACCUACCUACUCCUGUGACCACUCCUGAGCUCCGCUCUCCACCACCUGUCCCGGCUCCCAGGGUGAGGCCAGCCAGGACACAGCCUACCUCCGCACCCGUACCUACUCCUCGGGUGGGAGCGGCUCAUGUCCGGCGGGUGCCUGCACCCAUUCCUGUGCCCGCUGAAGGCUCAGGCGAGCCUAUCCAGCCCCUGUCCUUGUGUUCUGUAGGCUCAGAGUUAGGUCAUCAACCACUACCACAAUCACUACAACCCCUCAUUUUUUCCAUAGUUCAGUCUGUUGCUCAGUUAUUAGCUCAGUCAUGUGUUCCAUCAUCAGUUUUGCCUCCAGGUCAGGCUUCAGUUUUGCCUCCAGGUCAGGCUUCAGUUUUGCCUCCAGGUCAGGCUUCAGUUUUGCCUCCAGGUCAGGCUUCAGUUUUGCCUCCAGGUCAGGCUUCAGUUUUGCCUCCAGGUCAGGCUUCAGUUUUGCCUCCAGGUCAGGCUUCAGUUUUGCCUCCAGGUCAGGCUUCAGUUUUGCCUCCAGGUCAGGCUUCAGUUUUGCCUCCAGGUCAGGCUUCAGUUUUGUCACCCAUACCUCUUUCAUUAGCCCAAUCAUCUACACAACCAACCGCUCAACAGUCUGCUCAGCACUCCGCAGCUCCCACGCUGCUGCCUGUUCCAGCUGGAGUGCCCGAGGAGCCCGUCCAGCCCCAAGCCACGUCAGCUGGGGGGCCCGAGGAGCCCGUCCAGCCCCAAGCCACGUCAGCUGGGGGGCCCGAGGAGCCCGUCCAGCCCCAAGCCACGUCAGCUGGGGGGCCCGAGGAGCCCGUCCAGCCCCCUUCCACGUCAGCUGGGGGGCCCGAGGAGCCCGUCCAGCCCCCUUCCUCGUCAGCUGGGGGGCCCGAGGAGCCCGUCCAGCCCCCUUCCUCGUCAGCUGGCGGUUCAGGAGAACCGCACCAGCCUCAUGCCACGUCAGCUGGGGGGCCCGAGGAGCCCGUCCAGCCACCACCUGCGGCUCAAUCGCCUGCAGCGCCUAUGCCGUCGUCUGGUCCAGCUUCUGCUUCGGCGCCUGCUUCAGCACCUGCUUCGGCUUCGCCUGGCCCUGCUUCUGCUUCGGCGCCUGCCUCAGCCUCGCCUGGCCCUGCUUCUGCUUCGGCGCCUGCCUCAGCCUCGCCUGGCCCUGCUUCUGCUUCGGCGCCUGCCUCAGCCUCGCCUGGCCCUGCUUCUGCUUCGGCGCCUGCCUCAGCCUCGCCUGGCCCUGCUUCUGCUUCGGCGCCUGCCUCAGCCUCGCCUGGCCCUGCUUCUGCUUCUGCUUCGGCGCCUGCCUCAGCCUCGCCUGGCCCUGCUUCUGCUUCUGCUUCGGCGCCUGCCUCAGCCUCGCCUGGUCCUGCUUCUGCUUCUGCUUCGGCGCCUGCCUCAGCCUCGCCUGGUCCAGCCUCAGCUUCUGCUUCGGCGCCUGCCUCAGCCUCGCCUGGUCCAGCCUCAGCCUCGCCUCAUCCUGCAGUUGCCAAGCCACCGCCUCGUCCACGUCCGGCUCAGCCUGCUAAACAUCGUCCACGCCUGGUUUGGCGUCAGCAGCCACCUUCCAGACCGCUGACUGGACUUCUUCGUACGUGCCCACGCCGCCGUCGGCCGCCAGCCAAGCCGCCUGACGGUCUUCGUGCCUGUCCACGUCGCCACCGCUGGCUCCGCGGUCGGCCUCCAGAACAGCUUCGUCUACAUCGUCGCCACUACCGUCCGCACGGCCGGCCUCCAGACCUGCUUCGUCGCCACCGCUGGCUCCGCGGUCGGCCUCCAGAACUGUUCAGUCAUGAACUACUGAGCCGUUGGCCUCCUGGUCGGCCUCCUGACCUGAGUUUUGGACUGUCCCCUGUGCCUUUAUUGGACAUUUUGUUUUCGACUUAGUUUUGGCCCUCCGACCUGGACCCCCGCCACCCGCCCUGGGUGGGUUGUUUUUGGUUUUGUUUUCCCGGCUUGGGGCGUCUGGAAUCCGCCCUUGAAGGGGGGGCUCUGUCACGGUCCUGGGUCUUAUGACCCAGUGUUUUGAGUUUAGUUUAUUUGGAUGUUUAUAUGAUUAAGCUCAUGACUUUUUCUAGUUCUUUGUUAUUAGAUUCCCCUUGUGUCUUCCAACCCCUGUGAAGUCUCCCCUGCUCUUCAUGUGUUUCAUGUCUGUGUCUUACGUUGUCAAGUUCUGGUUGUCAUGUCUGCGUCUCAUUAGGUUUCCUAUUUUAUUUUGAAGAGAUCUUGUGUUUGUAUAUUAUGGUUUAUGUUUUGAGUCCUUUGUUGUACGGUUUCUUGUUUCAGUUAUGGUUAUCAUCGGUUUAGUUCUUUGGCUUCGUAAUAUGGCUUCCCUAUGUUCCAUGUUGUGUCCACUGUGACCCUUUUGUACCAUGUUUCAGGUUCUUAUGUUCUGUCUCCCCAGUUGCUGUUAAGUUACAUGUCUAGAGUUCAGUCAGUGUUUCCUGUUUUACUUUGAAGGUUGGUGUCUCAUGUCAGUGGUUCUAGUUUUGCUUCCCUUGUCUCGUCCAGUCUGAUUACUCCCAGCUGUGCUCUCCUUCUGUGUCUAAUUCCCUCGUUAUCCCUCUGUGUAUUUAAGCCCUGUGUUUUCUCUUUGUCAGUGUCGUAGUCUCCCUCAUGGCUGUGUUUCCCUGUGUGUUAGUUAUCCAUGUCCCAGUUUAGUUUAUUUAUAUUUUUCGUGGCAUCCUGCAAUAAAGCAGCCUUUUGAGUUUAAUUCCUGUGUGGUGAGUUUUGCGUUUGGGUCCUU
Messenger RNA from Pelmatolapia mariae (spotted tilapia), 3571 nucleotides. RefSeq names its product proline-rich protein 36-like. Bases 1 to 2712 code for a protein of 903 amino acids. The transcript has a single exon. The record is from RefSeq and is a predicted model, not a curated record. NCBI's taxonomy places the organism in Eukaryota, Metazoa, Chordata, Actinopteri, Cichliformes, Cichlidae.